Messenger RNA from Gekko japonicus, 2583 nucleotides. It is a transcript of the gene LSR, whose product is annotated as lipolysis stimulated lipoprotein receptor. The record is from RefSeq and is a predicted model, not a curated record. Lineage: Eukaryota; Metazoa; Chordata; Lepidosauria; Squamata; Gekkonidae. Gene Ontology annotation, cellular component: tricellular tight junction; plasma membrane. The transcript is spliced from 10 exons. Gene Ontology annotation, biological process: establishment of blood-brain barrier; tricellular tight junction assembly. The coding region runs from base 194 to 1948 and encodes 584 amino acids.
GUCAAGUUGGUUUGCGGACGGACGUCGAGGAAAGGCGAGGCGGGAGGGGACGCACAAAAAAAAGUUCCGUGGAGGCUGAAUCCACUCGAGGGGCUUUUCGAUUCGCGCGCCCUCCCGCCUCCCCCCCUCUGCCUGCGGACCGCUUCUCAAGUCCGUGCGAGGGGAGGGGGGAAAGAAGCAAGAGAAGAAAGCCAUGGAGGGUCGGGCGACACCGCGGCCGGCCAUGCUGCCCCUUCUGUGGUGCCUGAGUAGCGUUUUGAUCUUCGAUCCCGCUGUCGCCGUCCAAGUCACGAUACCGAACCCCUUCAACGUGGUCAUCCUGUUCCAGCCCGUCACCCUCCAGUGCAACUACCAGAGCACAGUUACCGUGCCGCCGGUGGUCACCUGGAAGUACAGGUCUUACUGCCGCAGCCGCCUGACCGAUGCCUUCAACCCCAGCAGCCAGGACAGCCAGAUCACCAGCCAGCUGCAGCAGAACAACCCCGGUUACAACCCCUACGUGGAGUGUCAGGACAACAUCAGGACCGUGCGGGUGGUGGCUUCCAAGCAAGGCAACACGGUGACCCUCGGGGAAUUUUACCAGGGCCGGCGCAUCACCAUCACCAACGAUGCUGACCUCAGCAUAGAGCAGACCGCCUGGGGGGACAGCGGGGUGUACUACUGCUCCGUGAUCUCCCCUCAAGACCUGCAAGGCAACACCGAAGCCUACGCUGAGCUCAUUGUGUUGGGCAAAUCCUCCGAUGUCUCAGAGCUUUUGCCAGGCUUUCAGAUAGGGGAUAUGGCAGACUGGGUCUUUGUCAUUGUGGUGGUGCUGGGGUUCUUUCUGCUCAUCCUGCUCUUGGGGAUCUGCUGGUGCCAGUGUUGCCCUCACACCUGCUGCUGCUACGUCCGGUGCCCCUGCUGCCCGAAGAAGUGCUGCUGCCCCGAAGCUCUUUACGUUGCAGGGAAAGCUGCAACGUCCGGCGUCCCCAGCGUUUACGCUCCCAGUGUGUACACAUCCAGCAACCAUCUGAAGGCAGGGCCUCCAGGCACUGUGAUUCCCAUGGGCCCCGUAGGCCCUGUGUACAACGGCUAUGGAGUGGAUUACGACAGGGCCAGCUCAGUGGGUGGAAACAGCUCUCAAGUGCCCCUCCUGCGAGAUACGGAUAGUGUUGCAAAUUCCGCCGUGCGCAGUGGCUACCGCAUCCAAGCCAACCAGCAAGAUGACUCCAUGCGGGUGCUGUACUAUAUGGAGAAGGAGCUGGCGAACUUUGACCCCACCCGGCCAGGCCAGCCUAAUGGGAGGCUUGAGAAAGCCUCUGUGAUGAGUGAGCUGAGUUCUCUGCACGAGGACGAACGGCGCUACGACCUGCGGCAAGGGCUGGGACGGCUGAGAAGCCAGGCCAUGUCCCCCAUCAGCGACCUGGAGGAGGAAAGCCUGCGGGGCAGCGAGAACCGGCGGCUGCUGCCCCCCGCCCGCCGCGACCACUACGAGGACUCCCCGCCACAGAACUCCCCCCGCCGCCCCCGUGCGCACUCCAUGGAUGACCUAGAGCUUGAACGGGAUCCCUAUCCUGCCCGUCCCAGGCCCCGAGGGCGCCGUGGCUCAGACGAAUGGCGCCCACGCGACUACUCCCCGGACUCCCGCAAUGACUAUGAGCACUACGGCGGACGGCGCAGCCGGAGCAAAGAUGAUCUGCGGGACUUGGAGCCGUCCCGCUAUGAUGACCGGCUGCUGGAGGAGGCGCUGCGUCGGAAGCAACGGGCCGGCAGCCGCGAGCACCUGGAUCAGAGGAGCCCUUCGAGCAGCAGGUCCGGUCACAGGAAGAACCGGGACGGCGACAGCAAUGGCUUCCCUCCGCCGCCUCCACCUCCGUACACUGAGACAGAAUCCGUUUCUUCCCGUGGCAAGAACGACCGCAAACUCCGAAGGAACCAUGCGGUCAGCAGAGAGAGCCUGGUGGUUUAAACUCCUCGCGGUUCCGUGACCCCGGGAAUCCACAGUGGGCCGCGCGCCGUUUCUAGUGAUGGUCUCCAUUGGCAUCCGUUUCAUGCCGGAGGACUCCGAGACAGGAGCAGAUAGUACUCCUCUGUUUCCAGCUUCUGACGGGAUGGGUGGACCACCCCAACGCUCAAGGGACUGACCUCUCUGUGCCUUAUUUUAGCUUCCCCCCGCUCUCGUGCUGAUAUUCUCAAGGAGUCUGGAGGUGUAGCUUGCACUGCACGAGAAUUUUUAAAUCCCCCUUUUAAAUUUCAGACCUAGAUUUUAUUAUUAUUUCUAAUAUCAGGUUUGGCAAAAGGGCGCUUGUACUUGCAGGUAAUACCCCCGGUGCAGUCAGACCACGAAACAUGAGAUGGAAAUCGUUUCUAUCCCUCUCUCUCUCGUCUUUUCUAAGGUUGUUCCAAGGAAGACCUGUUCAGCUGUGGUACCUCCCACAGCCCAAGUUGUAAAACGGCUUCCGCAUGUUUUAUACUGAAGACGUGUGGGGUUUUUUUUGUUGAGUGUUUUUAAAAAAACAACUCCUUGUCCUUUCACCCUUAGAAUUCGCUGCUGGUACUGUAAAUACCCCAAAGUGAUUAGCAGCCAAGUAGUUUGGUUCCCCC